This is a messenger RNA of Dichomitus squalens LYAD-421 SS1, 1259 nucleotides long. RefSeq lists its product as uncharacterized. Bases 656 to 964 code for a protein of 102 amino acids. The transcript is spliced from 4 exons. NCBI's taxonomy places the organism in Eukaryota, Fungi, Basidiomycota, Agaricomycetes, Polyporales, Polyporaceae. The record is from RefSeq and is a predicted model, not a curated record.
UGCCCUCGACCGCCGCGCGCCCUGCUUCUUCUCAAAGGCCCCAACGUUCUGCGCUGUUCUUCAUGAGAGGCCUCGCAGCAUCCAUUGUCCUCUUCUCGCACAGGAUCAGGCCGCACUUUCAGAUUCUCUUGGCUCGCUCACCUUGGCGCCUCAUAGACAUAUACCGCAACUUUCCCUUCCGACUCCCAGCUGCACAGACAACUGAGAUCAUCCGCUUUUCCAAGCAUGGGGUCAAGCACGCGGAGGAAGAUCCGCUGCCGACGGAGGCCCGGGGUGCGCCCCCUUGGACGGCAGCACGGAAGGAGGAGGCUAGGGUGGGAGGCAACGAGGCGAGCGAGAUGAGCAAGUGCGUACGCGCUGUGGGACCUUUACUCCUGGGAGCACCUACGUUGAAGGAGCCGUACCACCCAACGAGCUUCUGCACACGGGAGCAGCUCGAAUUUCAAGAGCUAUGGGAUCACGCUCGAGACAGGACGACGAGGUUAUUCCCAAGAGCUUCCGUAGGCAGAGAGAGCAGGUUCAGAAUGCGCGCGAUAUGCCGAUGGGUACGGGAUCUUUGCUCCUCACCGCGGCACGGCACGGGAAGGGCCAUUCGAACAGGGCCAUACGCUGUCUGCUUGACAGCAAAGUGACGUCCGCUCCGCUAAUUUGCGUUAUGGUUCCGCUUCGCUCGUCAGACUUCUCUCCUCCUCUAGCUCCGCGCUCUGAACCCAACUCUUCCUGGUCUCAGCAAUCCUCAUCCUACACUAGUGGUUCGAAGGACAUGGACAAUCAGGGCCCUCACCACGCGCGCCGCAACCAGAACCUGGUUGGAUCGGUCAUGGCAUCCGACGACGUCAUAAUCCUGUCUGCGAUAGCGCACCAAGCGGAAUCAAACUGCCAGUCCAAGACAUCGUCCGAUCACUGCAAGGCCCAGUCUUCCGAAUCCAAACACACAAACGCUGAACGCCUCAAGCGAACAUGAACGUUAGGAGGGGUCCUCCGCUGAUAUCGCAGUAGACGCUAGGGUGUCAAGAGAUCGCGCUAGUGCAUAGCGCCGUGAGCUGCGAAACGUCAUUACUGCCAUGCCUAUUUUCACCUCUUUGCUGUACUUGGCAAGAAUUCUCGCUGAGGACUCCGAUCCAACUGUGCGGUUGGACCUCGCUCCCUCGCUGAACUGGUUGUCAAGGCGUUCUGCUAUAGGGGCGAUCCACAGUGGACAACAAACGAUUGAACCUAUACAAUUCACGACCCUUCUGGAGGAGCUGGCUCCGCCGAAU